Messenger RNA from Camelina sativa (false flax), 1544 nucleotides. RefSeq names its product putative sodium/metabolite cotransporter BASS5, chloroplastic. Lineage: Eukaryota; Viridiplantae; Streptophyta; Magnoliopsida; Brassicales; Brassicaceae. The record is from RefSeq and is a predicted model, not a curated record. Gene Ontology annotation, cellular component: membrane.
UAUAAUAAUAAAGUAAACAAAAAAACGCUGCGUUUUGUUUCCACGUCUAGAUCUUUCUCACAAGUCUCAAAGCAAGAUCCUCGUUCUUGGUUAUUUUUAUAACAAAACUAAAAAUAGAAUGGGUGUGAUCUCUCCGAUUGAGACUCUGUUCUUGAAGUCUCAUCAUCGUCUUCUUCAACCUCGAGACUAUUCCUACCCAGUGGUUUUAAACAACACUCGACGACAUUUUGCUAGUUUCCCACGUAACAGCUUCUCAUCCUCUUCUCUAGGAUCAUUCUCGGUAGAGUUUCCACUAAGAAGUAACCCGAUUACACAAAAUGGCAAAUCAAGUUAUCAUUGGAGGAGAUAUGUCUCGGAAUCUGACACAAACGAGAUGUACCAUAAGAAAGUUUCUAUAAUGGAAACAUUAAAGCAAGCCAACUCUUAUAUUCCUCAUGCAAUUCUCUCAAGUACAAUAUUAGCUCUUCUCUAUCCACCUUCUUUCACAUGGUUCAAGCCAAGGUACUUUGUGCCUGGCUUAGGGUUUAUGAUGUUUGCUGUUGGAAUCAACUCGAACGAAAGAGACUUUCUCGAAGCUCUUAAAAGACCAGAUGCUAUUUUCGCCGGUUACAUCGGACAGUACUUGAUAAAACCACUCUUAGGUUACAUUUUCGGCUUAAUUGCUGUCUCUCUUUUCAAUCUACCUACUUCUAUAGGUGCUGGAAUCAUGUUGGUCUCAUGUGUUAGUGGAGCUCAGCUAUCAAAUUACACAACUUUCUUGACUGAUCCUUCACUUGCGCCGCUUAGCAUCGUCAUGACAUCUGUCUCAACUGCUACUGCCGUCCUCGUUACACCUAUGCUUUCACUCUUACUCAUUGGUACAAAGCUUCCGGUUGAUGUGAUUGGGAUGAUCUCUAGCAUUCUCCAGGUCGUGGUUACACCUAUUGCCGCAGGACUACUUCUAAACCGGUUAUUUCCAAGGUUAUCUAAUGCAAUCAAACCAUUUCUCCCGGCGUUAACAGUUAUUGAUAUGUGUUGUUGUAUAGGAGCACCCCUCGCUUUGAACAUAGACUCAAUCUUGUCUCCGUUUGGUGCAACCAUUUUGUUCCUCGUCGUCACAUUUCAUCUCUUAGCUUUCGUUGCUGGUUACUUUUUCACUGGUUUCUUCUUCAGCAAGGCACCUGAUGUUAAAGCCCUACAAAGAACAAUUUCAUACGAAACCGGAAUGCAAAGUAGUCUUCUCGCUCUGGCCCUCGCGACAAAGUUCUUUCAAGAUCCUCUCGUUGGAGUGCCUCCAGCAAUCUCCACGGUAGUUAUGUCUCUAAUGGGUGUCUCGCUCGUUACCAUAUGGAAAAACAGAAAGGAGUAGUGACAUGAAUCCUAAUUGUUUAUUUUGUAACGAUCUAGUGUUUCUGUAACUGUAAUGAUCUAGUUAUGGUUUCUUAUAAAAGAACCAAGACUGUCUUUGUAAACGAUCUAGUUUUCUGUAAUGAUCUAGUUAUGGUUUCUUAUAAAAAGAACCAAGACUUUAUCCAUAAAGAGUUUAUAAUGGUUUCAAAUUUGUG